Messenger RNA from Triticum turgidum subsp. durum (durum wheat), 558 nucleotides. The record is from the annotation of a GenBank genome assembly. Lineage: Eukaryota; Viridiplantae; Streptophyta; Magnoliopsida; Poales; Poaceae.
AUGGGAUCUAUCGACCUAGAUCCUUUCGACUAUGUCUACUCGAACAUCCCAAAUAGCACACACAUCCUGAAGCACGCGGCAAACUACGAGCAUUGCAAGGCCAAGAAGUUCCAAUAUGAGACCGCCGACUUCAGCUGUAGGAACGGGGAGAUUGAGCUAGCUGAACCCGAGCCUAUCCCAGAGCUGAUGAGGUUAUGGUCAAGCGCGGAUGCAGACUCUCGACAUUUCCGAGAGAGCAUUCGGUUCUUCAACGGGAACUUUGCCUUCACUACCCUUGGCGUCAGCCUAGACAACAACUACACAAACAUGAAGUCCGGGGUGUACACGUUUCGGGCACAUGGCACUAUGUACCACAAGGUGCACUCGUUCGGUCCAAGAUCUCGCCCUGAACAUCUGCAUUUCCGUUCAACCAGAACACCUUACAGGGGAAGGAUUCAUACCCGGUUUAUCGACGGCGAGAUGAUGGUCGUCAGGCUAAGGUCCAUCGUCAAAUGCUGGAUAACAGAUGGGUCAUGCCUUACAACCCUUAUCUGUUGCGGAUGUUCAACUGCCACAUAA